GCGGAGUUUCCAUGGGAACCGCAAGGCCGCGUCUCGCUGGGGUCCCGGACGCCUGCCGGCGCUGAGAAGACAUCCUUGGGGAAUAUUGCGAAAGGGAAGACUUUGGGGCUGGGUUUAGGCCAGUCUCCUAGUCCUGCCCUUCCCUUGGUUGAUGCCCUGGGCAAGGUGUACACCUCUGGCCUGGACUGAGCGCUCAUCUCAACUCUCGGCGCCAUCGUCAUGCUGAGUUGCCUCUUCCUCCUGAAGGCACUUCUUGCUCUUGGGUCCCUGACAUCCUGGGUGGCUGCAGGAGAGCAUGUGAAAGCAGGAGAAUGCCCUCCUGAUAAGAACCCGUGCAGAGAGCUGUGCCAGGGGGAUGAGUCGUGUCCGGCCAGGCAGAAGUGCUGCAGCAUCAGCUGCGGUCGGGUCUGCCGAGGAGACCUUCCAGAAGGGAGGAAAGGAGAUUGUCCCAGGGCUGUUCGGAAACAGUCCUGCUUCCAAAGGUGUAUCACUGAUGAGACUUGUCCAGGUACAAAGAAAUGCUGCACGUUUGGCUGCAACAAGCUCUGUGUGGUCCCAGUCUCUAAACCAAAGCUGG
Messenger RNA from Leptonychotes weddellii (Weddell seal), 577 nucleotides. RefSeq names its product WAP four-disulfide core domain 3 (gene WFDC3). The record is from RefSeq and is a predicted model, not a curated record. Gene Ontology annotation, cellular component: extracellular region. Gene Ontology annotation, molecular function: serine-type endopeptidase inhibitor activity. Lineage: Eukaryota; Metazoa; Chordata; Mammalia; Carnivora; Phocidae. Gene Ontology annotation, biological process: antibacterial humoral response; innate immune response.